Messenger RNA from Anthostomella pinea, 2283 nucleotides. The record is from the annotation of a GenBank genome assembly. Lineage: Eukaryota; Fungi; Ascomycota; Sordariomycetes; Xylariales; Xylariaceae.
AUGGCCGAAGCCGAAGCAAUUGAGCCAGACUUACGCGUCCGCUUCGCUGGGCAUGUCGGGGCAGACCAGUCCGGCGAGGAGAAGUCUUCCAGCGCCAGCGAGAAGCCUCUGGACAUUGACGACGAAGAGAACGCACGUAGGAUCGCUGAUCAUGACCUCAACCAGAGCCACAAGCAGAGAUAUAGCGGUGUCGUGCUUCUAUGGCUCGCCUUCCAGAGUACUGGUGUCAUCUACGGCGACAUCGGUACCUCUCCCCUCUACGUCUACUCGUCGACUUUCACUAGCCAGCCCUCCUGGGAAGAUCUUGUCGGCGCGCUCUCCAUCAUCAUCUGGUCCCUCACCCUGAUCGUCACCGUCAAAUACUGCUUCGUUGUCCUCUCGGCCGACGAUGACGGCCAGGGCGGCACCUUCGCCCUAUACAGUCUCCUGGCUCGCUACACCCACAUCGUGAAAGAGAAUCCCGUCACCAACGGCAUGGUCAGGAUGGAACGAUACCAGACCAACGAGAUGAAGCCCGCUGGUCGAGACCUGAGAAGCUUCCUCGAGAAGUCCUCGACAUCCAAGCUUCUUCUCAGAGUCGUCGGCAUCAUCGGUAUCUCGCUGGUCAUGGCCGACGGCGUCUUGACGCCCGCGCAGUCCGUCCUCGGCGCGAUUCAGGGGAUCCGCGUCGCGAACCCCGACCUCGGCACGUCGGCCGUGGUUGGGAUCUCGAUCGCAAUCCUGAUUCUGCUGUUCUUCGUCCAGCCGUUCGGGACGUCGAAACUUGGGACGGUGUUCGCUCCCAUCGUCACGAUUUGGCUGCUGUUCAACUUGUGCGCUGGCAUCUACAACCUGGCUGUGUUCGACUACACUGUCUUGAAGGCGUUCAGCCCUUACUUCGCCUUCACCUAUCUGAUCAGGAAUGGUCAUGAUGGUUGGAAGUCCCUGGGCGGACUGCUCCUUGCUUUUACUGGUGUGGAAGCGUUGUUCGCCGAUCUAGGCGCCUUCAGCAAGCGUGCUGUGCAGAUUUCCUGGCUAGGAUUGACAUACCCGUGCCUCAUCUUCGCCUACGCUGGCCAGGCGGCUUUCAUCUCCAUGGAUGCGGAUGAGACCGCCUACUCGAACCCCUUCUUCUACACGGUGCCGCCGGGAACCCUCUACUUCAGUCUCGUGCUAGCAAUACUCGCAGCCAUUGUUGCCUCGCAGGCCAUGAUCACGUCCAGCUUUCAGCUGUUGUCGCAAGUCAUGCGCAUGUCGUACUUUCCUCACAUCAAGGUCAUCCAUACAAGCCAUCAGUUCCACGACCAGGUGUACAUUCCGCUGGCGAACUGGUUGCUGAUGAUUGGGACGGUCAUCGUGACGGCUGUGUAUAACAACACAACUUCACUCGGAAACGCGUACGGUGUCUGCGUGAUCCUCGUUACGUUGAUCACAACCUGUAUGGUGUCACUAGUCGCGAUUCUCGUCUGGCGCUUCCCAUUAUACCUCGUCUUGCCAGUAUUCCUCGUCUUCGUAGCUCUAGACGGGGCCUACACAUCGGCAGUGCUCACCAAGGUCCCCGAGGGCGCCUGGUUCACGCUCCUGCUGGCCGCGAUCCUCUGCUCCAUCUUCAUCCUCUGGCGCUACGGCAAGGAGCAGCAAUGGAGCGCCGAGUCGCUGGGCCGCCUGCCCCCGGCCAGUCUCAUCACCGCCACCCCCGCAAGCGGCGGCAACACCGUUGCCGUCCCCCGCCUCAGCAGCGCCUUCGGGGGCGCUCCCAUCAGCACCGUCGAGGGUCUCGGCAUCUUCUUCGACAAGACCGGCGACGUCGGCCUGCUGCCCGUGGCCUUCACGCAGUUCCUCAUCAAGUUCGCCGCCCGCCCCCGCGUCCUCAUCUUCUUCCAUAUGCGGCCGCUGCCCGUGCCGUUCGUACCGCUGUCCGAGCGCUACGUCAUCACGCGCUCCCACGCCAUCGGAACCGGCUGCUACACCGUCGCGCUGCGCCACGGCUACGCUGACGACAUCAUCAGGCCCGGACUGGCGCGCGAGCUCGUCGCCCAGGUCGAGCUGGCCAUCACCGCGCGCCACCGCGACGUCGACACAGCGGAGCUGGCGGCGCUGCGCGCGGCGUGCGAGGCGCAGACUGUGUACGUGCUCGGCAAGGAGACGAUGCGCAUCAAGCGGGCCAAGGGCGUCGGCGCUGUUGCGCGCAGGGCGCUUCUUGGGCUGUUCUUGUGGCUUCGCGAGAAUUCGCGCACUAAACUGGCGGACCUGGAUAUCGAUGCUGAUAGGCUGAUCGAGGUCGGUUUUGUCAAGGAGAUCUAG